UUCAAUUUCUUCUAUCACUCAUCACCUGUGCAACUAAAAACGUAAUCGCAUCUCCAAUUUUUCACUUGAUCUCUAUCCUACCCACUCCGAACCUCGCGAGGGAAAUUAUAUUUCUUCUUUCUCGCAUUAUAUUCGGCAAGCUUCCAGAAAACCGCCAAAGCACAAACAAAACGGAGCAAUUCAAUAUUAUCAGUCCCGAAGAUUCACGGGUUCAAGAAUCAAGAGUAAAGCUCGAAGCAUUAUCAGUUUCAGCAUAUCUACCGAACUUGGAUUUACAUAAAAAGUUGGCAAGAAUCCACAUCUGGUGAAUUGUCCUACAGAUGGGCUUGUUGAUGUAGUUUUGUAUGAUGUCACUAUGGCCCUUUUCAGGCAGACUAGUGAACUGUUACCGGAAAGAAGAGACAAUGCUGGUUCAGUUAUUUGGUCCUAUGAACGAAAUGAGUACGGUUCAAGAGCCCGACGAGGGAGAAGGUUUGGUUAUGCUAUCAGAAGGAGGCUUUCAUUUUGGAUGUUUUUGCUCGUGCUGCUUUUCUUGAUAUAUAUGUCAAUCUUUGGCAAAAAUUUGCCAUUAAAUGGUAAAUUUGAGAGUGAAACUUCACCCCAAAGGGAUAUACAUCAAGGAACUUCAGGACAGUACAGUUUAGAACCGCCAAGCAAACAUCGUAAGCAACAUUUUCCUUGUGAUGUUGGGUUUGUGGAGUCGGUGGAUGAACUAGUGGAGCCCAAGGAGUACAUGAAUUUUUCUCAGUUCACCCUAGGAUAUCUAGAAAGAGAGGACAUAACUUACGGGGAUCAUAAGUUUGAACCCAGAUUUGGAGGACAUCAGACCCUUGAAGAAAGAGAGAAUUCCUUUUAUGCAAAAAAUCACACAGUUCAUUGUGGUUUUGUUAGAGGACCAGAGGGAUCUCUGAGCUCUGGAUUUGAUUUAUAUGAAAAGGAUAAGGAGUACAUGAAUACCUGCCGCAUUGUGGUAUCAUCAUGCAUUUUUGGAAGCUUUGAUUUUUUGAGGAGACCAACAAGCAGAAAGAUCGGCGACUAUUCAAAGCAGAAUGUUUGUUUUGUUAUGUUUUUGGAUGAGCAAACUAUGGCAAAACUUUCUUUGGAAGGGCAUGUUCCUAAUGAUGAUGGAUACAUUGGCUUAUGGAGAAUAGUUAUAGUCAGGAACUUACCCUACACAGACAUGCGGAGAACCGGAAAGGUGCCAAAGUUUUUGUCACACCGACUCUUCCCAUCUGCUAGGUAUUCUAUUUGGCUUGAUAGCAAAAUGCGACUUCAAACUGAUCCAAUGCAGAUUCUUGAGUACUUUUUGUGGCGAAAGGGAUCAGAGUAUGCUAUUUCAAACCAUUAUGAUCGCCACUGUGUUUGGGAGGAGGUACUCCAAAACAAGCGUCUAAAUAAAUACAAUCACACGGCUAUCGAUGAACAGUUUAUUUUCUACCAGUCUGAUGGUCUGACCAAGUUUGACCCAUCAGACCCAGAUAUCCCUCUUCCAAGUUAUGUACCUGAAGGUUCCUUUAUCGUGAGGGCACAUUCACCAAUGUCAAAUUUAUUUUCCUGCCUUUGGUUCAAUGAAGUUGAUCGUUUCACCUCUCGUGAUCAACUGAGCUUCGCAUAUACUUACUUGAAAUUGAGAAGAAUGAACCCAGAUAAAACAUUUUUUUUGAACAUGUUCAAGGAUUGUGAACGUAGAGCACUAGUAAAGUUAUUCCGGCAUAGGGCAGCAUUGGAUCCUCCACCUCAUCUUUGAUGAUCAUUCAAGAUUGUUUUGGCAUUCAAGGCUUCAAGCCCAGUAUGGAGGUUGAGGAAGUCCUUCCAGCUUGGUUGGUGCAAAUCAUCAUUACUAGCUCUGGCUUUCAGUUUGAGGACACAGGUUCGAGAAUGAGGAUAGAUACUUUGUGCGGUUCCUGGGACCUGUUCAAAGGGGAACUUGAACUGCCUACAAAUGCCAGUGAUAUCGAAGAAUUUCCUGUUUUGGACACUCCAUACACAAAUUUGUACAUUCUCCUGAUCAGAUUAGUUGUAUAUCCAAGUUUAAGUAGUUUUUAGCUGUGUUAAACUUAAAUUCAGUGAGGUGGGUUGAUUCUUUGCCUAGCUGCUGCUGCGAAGAAGGCUUCUUGGUUACUUUUCAUGAUCAGGAAACCUUUGAUGCUAGAGGGAGCAAACAAGCUGGUAGCAUUUUUUUGCAACAGCAAUUAGCUUCUGCAUUUUUUUUUUGGCUGUACUUGGGCCACAAUCUGUUGUACUAUUGGCAAGUCCAGAAUGUUUGAAUGGUAUCAUAAACCUUUAUAUAUUUUUAUUUUUAUGUUAUUUAUUAUUAUUAUUUUUAA
Molecule: messenger RNA, 2327 nt
Organism: Macadamia integrifolia
Lineage: Eukaryota; Viridiplantae; Streptophyta; Magnoliopsida; Proteales; Proteaceae
Product: probable hexosyltransferase MUCI70
Exons: 10
Coding region: 356-1747 (463 amino acids)
Source: RefSeq, a predicted model, not a curated record